AUGAGUAUCUUUUCAAUCUCAUUCCUUUUCUUAUCUCAAUCCAAGAGUUCUUUCUUCUCUAUCAUUGGAGAGUAUCUAAAUAUCCAAACACUAUUACACUCUUGCAACAUUUUCUCACUCUUACUAUGGUUUAUGUUAAUAACAUCUAUAUUAACCUUUUACCUAAAGAAAUGCUCAAAAAACGUAUAUCUAGUAGAUUUUGCAUGUUAUAAACCUUUUCCUAAAACCAUUUGUAGUAAGGAUUUGUUUAUAGAAAAAUCAAAAUGUGGAGGGCAUUUCAAAGAUGAGAGCAUAGAUUUUCAAAGGAAAAUCAUGAAUAGAUCUGGAUUUGGUGAUAAAACUUAUGUGCCAGAAUCUUUAUUGGUAAUUCCUCCAAAUAUUUGUAUGAUGGAAGCAAGGAAAGAGACAGAAUCAGUGAUUUUUGGUGCUAUUGAUGAGCUUUUGUUGAAGACAAAAAUGAAGGUUGAAGAUAUUGAUAUUCUUAUAACAAAUUGUUGUAUUUUUAAUCCUUCACCUUCACUAAGUGCUAUGGUUGUUAACCAUUAUAAACUUAAGGAUCGAAUUUUGUGUUAUAAUUUAAGUGGUAUGGGUUGUAGUGCUGGACUCAUAGCUAUUGACCUUGCCAAACAGCUCCUACAGGUUCAUCCAAACUCAUAUGCGUUAGUAGUGAGCACAGAAAACAUCAACAGUGGAUGGUACUUAGGAAACAACAGAUCAAUGCUUGUAUCAAAUUGUCUAUUUCGUGUAGGUGGUGCAGCAAUCUUACUCUCAAACAUUUCCUCAGAUUAUCAGCGUUCAAAGUAUCACCUUAAACACACUGUUCGUACACACAAAGGUUCGCAAGACAGUUGCUACAAUUCAAUCCUUCAAAGAGAAGAUGAAACAAACAAUAUCACAGGAAUAUCACUUUCAAAAGACCUAAUGGGUGCAGCAGGUUUUGCACUCAAAGCAAACAUCAUAACACUUGGAAAAUCUGUUCUACCUUUGUUAGAACAGUUAAAAUAUGCUUUAUCUUUUGUAGCUAAAAAGUGCUUUAACAAGAAUGUGAAGGUUUAUACACCUGAUUUUAAGUUGUGUUUUGAGCACUUUUGUAUUCAUACUGGUGGAAAAGCGGUUCAAGAUGAGAUACAGAAAGUUCUUGGAUUAAGUGAUUGGCAAAUUGAGCCUUCAAGGAUGACACUUUAUAGAUAUGGAAAUACUUCAAGUAGUUCUGUUUGGUAUGUUUUGGCUUAUUGUGAAGCUAAGGGGAGAAUAAGAAAAGGUGAUAGGGUUUGGCAAAUUGCAUUUGGUUCUGGAUUUAAGUGUAAUACUGCUGUUUGGCGUGCAUUAAGGAAUGUUGAUCCAAUUAAGGAGAUAAAUCCUUGGAAUGAUGAGGUUCAUGAUUUUCCUUGUGAUGUUUCAAUUUGA
This is a messenger RNA of Vicia faba (fava bean), 1407 nucleotides long. Lineage: Eukaryota; Viridiplantae; Streptophyta; Magnoliopsida; Fabales; Fabaceae. The record is from the annotation of a GenBank genome assembly.